This is a messenger RNA of Vicia faba (fava bean), 1455 nucleotides long. The record is from the annotation of a GenBank genome assembly. Lineage: Eukaryota; Viridiplantae; Streptophyta; Magnoliopsida; Fabales; Fabaceae.
AUGGGUGACAAUAAAAAGCCACAUGCUGUGUUGAUUCCAUUUCCAGUUCAAGGUCAUAUCAAUCCAUUGUUCAAACUAGCAAAGCUUCUUCACCUUAGAGGCUUUCACAUAACCUUUGUCAACACUGAAUACAAUCACAAACGCUUGCUUAAAUCAAAGGGUCCUAAUUCUCUUGAUGGUUUCACUGACUUUAACUUUGAGACUAUUCCAGAUGGUUUAACUCCAAUGGAAGGUGAUGAUGGUGAUGUUACUCAAGACAUACCUUCUCUUCGUGAAUCAGUCAGAAAGAACUUCCUCACACCGUUCCGCAAACUUCUCUCUAGACUUCAUGACUCCACAAAUUCUGGUCUUGUCCCUCCACUUACUUGCAUAGUUUCUGAGAUUAACAUGUCAUUUACUGUACAAGCUGCUGAAGAAUUUGCACUACCGAAUGUUCUCUUUUUUCCAGCAAGUGCAUGUACUUUAUUGUGUAUUUUGCACAUUCGUUCCUUUAUAGAAAAAGGUCUCACACCACUCAAAGAUGAGAGUUAUCUAACAAAUGGGUACUUGGAAACCAAAGUAGACUGGAUUCCGGGUUUGAAAAACUUUCGGUUGAAAGACAUUGUCGACUCUAUAAGGACAACAAACCCGAAUGAUAUAAUCUUAGAAUUCUUAAUCGAUGUGGCAGAUAAAGUUCAUAAAUACUUUACUAUUGUUUUGAAUACUUUCAAUGAACUUGAGAAUGAUGCAAUAAAUGCUAUACUCUCUAUGUUUCCUUCUCUUUACCCCAUUGGCCCUUUACAUUUAUUGUUAAACCAAAUUCCACAUAGUCAUCAAUUAGCAUCUCUAGAUUCCAAUCUUUGGAAAGAAGAUACCAAGUGUCUUGAUUGGCUUGAAUCAAAGGAACCCGAGUCUGUUGUUUAUGUGAAUUUUGGAAGCAUUACAGUUAUGACUCUAGACCAACUGUUGGAGUUUGCUUGGGGUUUGGCCAAUAGCAAGAAACCUUUUCUUUGGAUCAUUAGGCCUGAUCUUGUAAUCGGUGGCUCGGUUGUUUUGUCAUCUGAGUUUGUCAAUGAAAUUGCAGAUAGAGGCCUAAUAGCAAGUUGGUGUCCACAAGAGAAAGUGUUGAACCAUCCAUCAAUAGGUGGAUUCUUGACUCAUUGCGGAUGGAACUCAACCAUUGAAAGUAUAUGUGCAGGUGUGCCAAUGUUGUGUUGGCCAUUUUUUGCCGAUCAGCCAACAAACAGUAGAUUUAUUUGCAAUGAAUGGGAGAUUGGAGCUGAAAUCGAAACAAACGCGAAGAGAGAUGAGGUAGAGAUGCUUGUGAAUGAAUUGAUGGUGGGAGAGAAAGGAAAGAAGAUGAGGCAAAAGGUAAUGGAAUUGAAGAAGAAGGCAAAGGAGAACACUAGUCCAGGAGGUUGUUCAUACAUGAACUUAGACAAAGUUAUCAAUGAAAUAUUGGUUAAGCAUAACUAG